AUGCCGGCCGUGUGGGCUUCGGAAGAGGAAGCUGGUGUGCACUGCCAGGAGCUGUCCAAGGACACCAAGAGCCAAGCUCCCUUCCCUGUCUACCCCUCAGUUGGCUACCAGAUCCUCAACGCAGACCACCUGCUGUUGAGGGACUACAGCCAGGAGCUGCUGGGGAACUCCAGCCUGCAAGCCCAGAGGCAGGCCUUCCUCAUUACCAACUCCGGGGCGGGCCGCCUGCAGCCGGCCGUCAAUGUCACCUUCGGCUCCCUGUCUGUGGAGAGACCCAUCGGCCCAGAGCUGCUCCUUGGCAGUCGCAGGAUCCUCCCUGUCAUCCUGGCACGCCAGGUCCUCUCCUCUGCCCCCAUUAUCAGGAUCCUCUUUCACAUGCCCAGUAUGGCCAAUGGAGGUGACGCUGGAGGGGGCAGGGCUGGGGAGGGGGUGGAGGUGGGUAGUGGUGGGAGGAAGGGAACGGAAGAGGGGGCCCACUGUGUGACGGCGUAUGCCUUCUGUGAGACGCAGGAGGUACGGGGGGCAUGCCUGCUGUCCCCAGGGGGUUUCUGUGUUGCCCAGUUGAAGCCCGACCCGGCCUGGUUCAGCCCCACCAGCCGCUCCUCCAGCUCCGACAGCAGGGAUAGACAGGGAGAGGUGCAGGGUAUUCCCGUGGAGAUCUACUUCCAGAGCCGACAGGACUGGACAGGCCAGUGUGUUCCCCAGGACAGCCUGCAGCAUGUGGGGGUGGGGAGGGGUGGCCCAGUGGGGUCUGGUAUACCCAUGAGGAGGGUAGGGAGUGUCAACAUCCUAAAGGCACCACCUGGAAGCCCUACGUUCCUGCGUCUGAGGUUAGGGGGAGCCGUGGUGGUCCAGACCUCAUCCAAACCACUGAGGACCACCGACAAGGCCACCUUCUAUGUGUUCCUGUCCAGUGUGUCUGCUGUGGAGAGCUUCACUCUGAGCUUGAAGGUGGACAACAUAGUGGAAUCUUACUUGGUGACAUUAACUGACCUGUGUGUGUCUAUGUGUUCCAGAGCCACAGUGAGGAAGGGCAUGUCGUUCAGUACAGCGAGGCCCAGUGACUCAGCCUUAUGGGACAUCGCCCUGGAGCCUGGCAGAAGGGGCGCAAAUACCAUCUCUGUCGUGUGUCAGAGGAAGACCACCAAUCCCGGGAAAAGGGGUCUGUUGGAGGUCUUGCAGCUUGACUUUGAGACCAAGGAGUUGACUGAGCAACAAUUGGAGAGCCAGAUGAUCACAUGGCAUUUGGAAACAGGACAUAUUAAGGAUGUUGGCAUCAUGAAGAUCUAUACCACCCAGAGAGACUACGUAGGCCUGACACCACUGGUCAUGGACAGUGAUGUGAUGAACACAGCUGUUCUGACUGGUAAGAAAGUGUCUGCCCCAGUCAGGACUCUGGCUGUGGAGGCUGACGGCACUGUCACCGAUGUCACCAACUAUACCAACUGUAGGUCCACUGACGAGAACGUGCUGAAGGUGUCGGAUCGUUGUGACUAUGUGUUUGUUAAUGGGAAGGAGACGAGGGGGAGGAUGAGGAUGGUGCUCAACUUCACCUACAGCUACCUGAGUGCCCAACUGGAGAUGAGUGUGUGGAUGCCCCGCCUCCCCCUGCUUAUCGACAUAGCCAACCCCGAACUCAGCCAGAUCAAGGGCUGGAGAGUCCCCGUGGCCGCCGGCACCAAGCGGACCAGCUGGGACAGUGAGAAAGAGGAGGAGAUAAGGAAGAGCAGAGGCUGCAUGCUACAGUACCAACACACCGUGGUCAGGGUGCUCACACCCUUUGUGGCCGAGCCGUCGGACCCAUCUCCAGACCCCAUGGUAGGGGGAUUGGGGGGGUCUCUGGAGACUUUCCUGGGGCCAGACUGGCAGGUGGAUGUCACCAGGCUGGUGCGCUACUCUCUCAGGGUGGGAGACCAAUCUAUAGCCAGACUACAUGCUGGGACAGUACUGCAGGGACGCGCUGCAGGGACCACCACUCUACAGGUGAUGUCUCCUCUGUCUGACUCGAUCCUGGCUGAGCGGAUGGUCAGGGUUCUGGAAGACAAAGUGAGUGUGACAGAGCUGGGAGUGCAGCUGGUCUCUGGCCUCUCUCUGUCCCUCCAGCUCAGCCCAUGGAGAAACAUGGCCAUCAUUGCCACGGCUACAAUACAGGAAGUCAUGCAGAGACCCAAACAGGAGGCAAUGGUCAGCUGCUGGAUCCAGUUCAGUGACGGCUCAGUGACCCCUCUGGACCUCUUUGACCGCAGCGUCUACUCCCUGACUGUGACCUCCGGGGACAAGAGUGUGGCGACCGUGCGCCGGACCCCCCAGUCAGCAUUUGUGGUGGCGGAGGGUGAGGGUCAGGGGGCGCUGGUGAAAGCUGAGCUGAGGAUCUGUGAGGAGUGCCAGAAGUCUAAGAGGAAGAGCAAGCUGGUGGUGGGCAAUGGGCUUCUUAGGGUCACUUUCCAGAAAGGCAGCAGGAUGGACGGAGGGGUCACUGGCGGUGCUACUGGCUAUGGCAGUGAAGGUUCAGAGUCAGAGGUAGAGCCUGAGCCAGUCGUGACAUCACCACGGGAACUCACACCAGUUGUGACCUCACCACGGGCUCUGAUCGAGGGGGACGGAGACAGACGCUCGUUCAGGAGCACCGUGCCAGACUGCCAGGACAGCACUGUAACUGAUGUCACCACGUCAACAGCCAGGGAGAGAGGUGGCAUUUCUACCAUCAGAGAGGGCAUCAGCAGCACCACCACCAACACUGACAGUAGUACCACCACCAGGGGAAAACCUGGCACGGACAAACCUCAGGUGUCUGGCAGACCUGGCAGGGACAGAAGCCUGGGCAGAGGACAGGAGCUGAGGAGAGACUGGCGGAACGUGGUGGAAAACCCCAACCAGAAGAAAGAGAUGCCCAAAGCAGAGGCACCACCCCAGAAAGAGCAGCCCAAGCCACCCCAGAUGGUGGAGAGUGACCUGGUGAAGACGUUCAAAGCCAUGUCAGACCUGGAGAUUGGCAUCUUUGCGCUGGUGGGAGUCUCUGUCCUUGCUAUCCUGGCCUUCCUGCUCAACUGCGCCUCCUAUAAUCUCUGCUUCCGGGUCAACAAGACCCCCGUCCAGGGCAACCCAGACCCCAACGGCCCCAAGGAGCACAGGCACGACUGGGUGUGGCUGGGGACCAGCACAGGGCCAGCGCCGGACAACCCACCCCAGGUCUCCACCAUCAAACGGGAGAACCACGGCUCUAUUGAGUCCCACUGCAGCCUGCAGAGACAAUGCUCCACAGAUAGCCACAGGGCUCUAGAGAGCAGCCUGAGUAUGAGUGCUAUCUCAGAGAGGACUGCCACCUUGGGUAGGAGGAGCAGCUCCCAGCAGGUUCCCACCCUGGACCCCAUGGCUCAGGGUUCAGCCACCCUCCUAGCCAAGCCAACCCACAGCGAUCCACUCCACUCCCCCACCAGCAAGAGGAAUCAGGUCCAGUUCACCACCUUCACCACACUGGACGUUAAGCACUUGGCUGCCCUGAAGAGGAACGGAGUGGACUUUAACUGGGCUGGUCAGGCUGGGGGAGCUGGGGAGCCUAAGGGCCCUCUACCUGACAUGCUAUGGCCUGUAGUCACACCCCUGGGCCAACCACAGUGAUACUCCACAUGGGUUGUGCGUGUGUGUGUGUGUGU
Molecule: messenger RNA, 3653 nt
Organism: Oncorhynchus kisutch (coho salmon)
Lineage: Eukaryota; Metazoa; Chordata; Actinopteri; Salmoniformes; Salmonidae
Product: transmembrane protein 132D-like
Exons: 10
Coding region: 1-3618 (1205 amino acids)
Source: RefSeq, a predicted model, not a curated record